This is a messenger RNA of Bursaphelenchus xylophilus (pine wood nematode), 592 nucleotides long. The record is from the annotation of a GenBank genome assembly. Lineage: Eukaryota; Metazoa; Nematoda; Chromadorea; Rhabditida; Aphelenchoididae.
AUGGGCUCUGUUAGGCUGUGUUCUGUUUUAUUGCUCUUUAAUUUUUCUUGUUUGGAAAAUGUAAGGGGUCAAGGUGCAGUGAAUUGCUACAGUUUGCCAUGCAUUACGAAUGACGAAUGCGCAAAGUCGUAAGUAGUGUUACUAACAUGUGUUGAAAAAUUGGACAAGGUAACAGCCUCGGGUUUUCAGAGGGUGCGGAUGCCGUCAAGGCGAUUCCCUUGUUUGCGCACCGUUUCGGUACUGCACUUGCAUGGCAAAUUUAAACCUGCUCCCACCGCCACCACAACAGGCGCCACCUGCGUCUACAGCUGCUCCAGUCCCGACGGGAGCAGCGGUUGCGCAACCGCAACCCUCAGCGGGACCGGCUCCAUCUGGAGCGCCAGCGUCAGGGGCGCCACCCUCGUCUGGUACGUCUGCUAAUCCAUUAGCGAAUAGCAAUGUGCCGAAGCCGUCCGGUGCGCCUGCCUCGUCCGCCGCUCCCUCGCCUGUCUCCGGUGUACCACAAGCUUCAGUCGGAUCAGUUUCGACUGGUGCAUCGACGACUGGACCCUCUUUAUCGGGCUCCAAUCAAACACAACCCCCAGUGGGUUAA